AUGGGUAGGAUCGGAACUUUACCCGACGAGAUCCUAACCCACAUUCUCUCAUUUCUUCCCACCACACAAGCCAUUGCCACAAGCAUUCUUUCAAAGAGAUGGAUUCAUCUAUGGCGUCAUGUUCCUCUUCUUCAUUUCAGCGACACAAGAUUGAAAAACCUAGCAGACAAUUAUCGCUUCAACAAAUUCGUCUACGAAAUUCUACUCCUCCGAGAAGCCGCCGGUAAUCAAUCCAUCAACAGUUUCUUCCUCGACAUUGAAUAUUUUUACCCUAAACUCGCUUUUUGUCCCAGCAAUCCCAAUAUCCAAAAUUGGGUAGAUUAUGCGGUUGAAUGCAAUGUUCAACAUCUUAAUCUCUAUCUCGAUGUUCUUCGUAAUGUGGGUAAACAUCGAAAAUUCCCUAAAUUGCCUGUUAGUGUAUUCAAUUGUAGAACCCUAGUUUCUCUCAAGCUUCAUUGGUUCCAUGUGGAGGAAUUUUUUUGCUUUGAUUUUGUCGGAUUUCCAUCACUUAAAGUGCUUCAUUUGAAAGAAAUCUACUUUGAUGAAUAUGAAGAAUUUCUUUUGCUUCUAGCUGGUUGUCCUGUUCUUGAAGAUUUACAUGUAUUUGAUGUCAAUUUUGGCUGUUUGAAAACUCUUCUUGAGUUUGAUAAUGUCUUUAAAAGCUCAAGCUUAAGCAAUUUGACUAGAGCAUAUAUUAGAGGCUGCUGUUGUGAUUUUUGGUUGAAAGCACUCUCAAAUCUGAAGUUUCUGAGCAUUGAUUUUUUGAAGGGCGGUCACCCUAAUAUUUUCCCUAUCUUCCAUAAUUUGACCCAUUUGGAGCUUAACUAUGAUUGGUAUAGAGUUGUGGAAGUGCUCCAACACUGCCCUAAGCUUCAGAAGUUUGACUUUCAUCAGAAGUUACCAAGUGGAUCAGAUGAGUACUCUAUAGAUCCAGAAUUUGUUCCAUGUUGCCUUUCAUCAAACCUUACAACUUGCACUCUUUGGGGCUUUUCAAUCACAAGUUUACAAGGUGAGUUAAUGGUAGCAAGAUAUAUUCUUAAGAAUGCAGCUGUUUUACAAACCAUGAUAAUUUGGUGCGUCGGGGAAAGAUCACCUGAAUUAGAAAAAAAUUUGUCCGCAUGCCCUAGGGCCUCUGCAACAUGCCGACUUUCAUUUAAUUGA
This is a messenger RNA of Lathyrus sativus (Indian pea), 1161 nucleotides long. The record is from the annotation of a GenBank genome assembly. Lineage: Eukaryota; Viridiplantae; Streptophyta; Magnoliopsida; Fabales; Fabaceae.